AUGUCUAGUUUAGAGAAGACACCCCUCUCCUCAAAAAAAUUUGAUAACUCCCAAAAUGCUAUGGUGACGCCACCAGCAACUCUGUCUAGACUCAAGUCUAGAUGUGCAAAGAAAAGUAAUCUGGAACUGGGACCAGACGUGUCUGACUCGGGAAAGUUUUCCGACUUCGCAAAUGACUCAGAUGCACAACCUGGCUCUUUGGUUACUCCUUUGGAGGAAACCAAUCGUCGCAGACACAUGAUAGUUGAUGUUAGUCUUGACAAGACAGGUAGACAACUCUACACACUUGGAAAAGUCAAGGCAAAGAAUGCCAUUCCAGUACACUUGGGUUCUUUGAAUUCUGUGGAAUGUCUUUCUUCUCCACCAACACCACCUUUUACUGAACGUUCAAGUAUUGAUUCAAACGAUAUGACACGGCAGCAGGAAACAGGUGAAGCGGGAUCCUGGGCUCCUGAAGACUCUCCAACUCUACAUCGGAAGAUUACGUCAUCAUGCAUUCUCUCCGACGAUGAUGAUUCGAAGAAACAUCUGGAUCAGUUGAGCAGAGAACUCUCAGACUCACUGAACGGCCCCCUAGGCACCCAGAUAAAUCGCAGCGACUCAGCUUCGUCUAUGGAUGCUUCGGAUUCAUUGAAUGGUGUAAUCAAGCAGGAACCUUGCUCUCCAUCUUUACGCAAGAAUGUUCAUCACCUCGGUUUGCCAAUUGACCUACCGGCCAGCAAACGCCGGAAAAGGAUUUCGUCCGAGAAGGAGAACAAGCCUCCAGAUGAGAUUUGGUCUGAUGAUGUUGAGGCAGCCUUUGCCGAGGCAUUGACCAUUAUUCCGAAAAAGGGACUGCACAAAAUCAAGAUUAGUGGAUGUGCAAAGGGACGGAAUGAAUUGAUAUCCGACUAUAUACUGGCCAAGACGGGAAAGGUUCGUACUAGGAAACAGGUCUCUUCCCACAUUCAGGUUAUAAAAAACCUUCAUAAAAAUUCUACAUUGAUUAAUUUGAUUUUGCAUGGGCCUUCACAGACUCCGGAAAUAGCCAGGAAAUUUGAUGAAAUAUUCUCUCGCAUUUCUCUCGCAAAAUCUCUCGGCCCACUUGCAUCUACUGGUGCUGCAAGUGAAUUCAAGAUUCUCAACAAGCAUUAUUCCAGAAAUAGCACCUAUGCCGAUUCCAGGCAUUCAACGAGGAGCCGGGCUGGAUCGUCUAAAUCUCAUCCGGCUAUUGAUCAAUCGAUGCUGAAACGUAUUGGCAUUAGUGUGAAGAGGUUCAGAUUCAACUUCCUUGACAUCAAUGAUCCACAGAGAUCACACAACUUCUCCGUACUUUCAAAUAAUGGAGCAAUGCAGCCACCGCUACGGAUCAGAUUCAAUGCUGAUCUUCGCUACAGAUUCCCACGGUUCUUCGAAUUGAUCAAGGAGAUCGGGGAAGCCGUUCCUGUCAGCAUCAAUAAAUCUGGCAAAAACAAGGCCAAGCCUUCUUGCCAAAUUGAACGUGCUUCUCUUUCAGUUCCAUUGGUGCCAAUCCUUCAUGGAAUGGUGAAAAUGACUACUCUACCGAUGGAUGAGGAUACUACGGGUGGUGAGUUUAACGCAGGAACAGUCAUUAGAUUGACAAAGUUACCACUUUCUGACGAGCGGUUUUGUUGUUUGUCUCUUGUGUACUCAUUUGGCCGGCUUAUUCUGACAACCUUUGAGAAACUUGAAUCUAAAGGAUCCAGGAAAGGAGACCACAAAGAUGUGAAUUGUGAAAUUCGUUUGGGCACAAACUACUGGAAGGACUUCUUUCGUGGCUUGAGAAAAAUCUUGGUGAAGAAGUUGACAAACAAGACAGAGUCUCAAUUACUAUCCCGCGCUGUCAAAGGUAUCACGAUGAAGCAGGUUGUUUUCAGCGUUUCUGAGAAGCAAUACCGCUGUAUAUCUCCUAAGCAGUACAACCUUGAUACAAUUCCAAAGGACAGCAUUCGUGCGGUGCUACUUUGGGAGUUUCUGCGUACCGAAAACCCACCAAAUGCAAUUACCACUCUCCGUCUGAUUCACCUACCUGCAGCCAAGGGUAACACGUCCUCACGUAAAGCUCUCAUUCCUAAGAAAUCCGUCGAGAAUGGUAUCCCACCACUUUCUAUACCUAUGAGAAAAUCAUUGAACGAACUUUCGGCAGACAUUCAAGGCUCUACUUUUCAUGCUAUUGAUAUUCCUUCGAGCGCAAAGUCGGCUCCUAGUCUGGCAACAUGGAAAGAUUCAGCCACUUCGUCAUUAUGCAGCCCGGCUAUCCACUCAACUGAGGAGAACACUUUGGAAAGGGAUAUUGCUGAACAUUCAAAUUUCGCAAACAUAUCAAUUCCUCGUGUUCAGAUGCAGGCGGAUGCUCCAUCGUUUAUGGAUUAUGGUGGUACUGUGCAGAUGCCUGCUCUGUACUUGAAUGCACAGCCAGAAAAUCCGGCCACUGGUGAUGGUUCGUUUAAUUCCACCGAAUCAGCUGCACCUUUUUCAAUUCCCGGCUUUUCUCUUUCUGCCGCUGCUGCCGAGCCGGAAGAACCACUCGAAACGAGAUAUCUUGAUCUUUCACAGCCUCUUUCUAUGUCAUCAGAUUCAACUGAGGUUGAAGCCGAUUGUGCUGCCGCUUAUGCCAACGAGUUUGACGAAUCAAUGACUUCCAUGAACUCCCAUGGCCCGGCAGACAACUUCUGUAUGAUGGGAUAUGAGCUGAUGUGGUGA
This is a messenger RNA of Brettanomyces bruxellensis, 2703 nucleotides long. RefSeq lists its product as uncharacterized. Gene Ontology annotation, cellular component: transcription regulator complex. Gene Ontology annotation, molecular function: RNA polymerase II cis-regulatory region sequence-specific DNA binding; DNA-binding transcription factor activity, RNA polymerase II-specific. The record is from RefSeq and is a predicted model, not a curated record. Gene Ontology annotation, biological process: regulation of transcription by RNA polymerase II. Lineage: Eukaryota; Fungi; Ascomycota; Pichiomycetes; Pichiales; Pichiaceae. Bases 1 to 2703 code for a protein of 900 amino acids. The transcript has a single exon.